GAGAGAGAGAGAGAGAGAGAGAGAAUGGGGGUGGAUUAUUACAGCGUAUUGAAGGUGAACAAGAACGCAACAGAAGAUGAUUUAAAGAAGGCAUAUAGGAAGCUGGCCAUGAAAUGGCACCCUGACAAGAACCCUAAUGAUAAAAAUGAAGCAGAAACCAGAUUCAAGCAGAUCUCUGAGGCUUAUGAGGCAUGUAAUUAUUCAUUCUCCUUCCUUCCUUUCUCGUAUUUCUGCAUGUUACACGUCUUGAGUGAUCCUCAGAAAAGACAAGUUUAUGAUCAAGAUGGUGAAGAAGGUUUAAAAGAUAUGCCACCACCUGGAAGUGGUGGAUUCUCAUAUGGAGGUGGAUCCAAUGGAUUUAAUCCUAGGAACGCAGAGGACAUUUUCGCAGAAUUCUUCGGAAGCAGUCCUUUUGGAUUUGGGUCAUCGGGACCUGGAAAAUCCAAGAGGUUCUCAUCCGAUGGAGGGGGGACGUUCGGAGGAUUUGGUGGAGGUGAAAAUAUUUUUCGGUCAUAUAGUGAAGGUGUCACACCAAAGAAACCACAAGCAGUUGAGAGCAAAUUGCCCUGCAGCCUUGAGGAGCUGUAUUCCGGAUCAACAAGGAAGAUGAAGAUCUCAAGGAGUGUGGUUGAUGCUAAUGGACGCCAAGUGCCGGAGCAAGAAAUACUGACGAUUGAUGUGAAGCCAGGAUGGAAGAAAGGAACCAAGAUAACAUUCCCAGAUAAAGGAAAUGAGCAGCUAGGUCACCUGCCAGCUGACCUUGUGUUUGUGAUUGAUGAGAAACCACACAACACUUACAAGAGAGAUGGCAAUGACCUCAUUGUGAACAAAAAGGUGACACUGGCCGAGGCAUUGGGUGGAACCACGGUGCACCUCACCACACUUGAUGGUCGCAAUUUAUCAAUUCCGGUUACUAACAUUGUGAACCCGGGCUAUGAGCUUGUCGUUGCCAGGGAGGGUAUGCCAAUAGCUAAAGAGCCUGGCAAUAGGGGUGAUUUGAAGAUCAUAUUUGAGAUCAGGUUUCCUACAAGACUGACCCCAGAGCAAAGAGCUGGACUUAAACGAGCUUUGGCAGUCUGAAAAAGUGAAAUAUAUGACCUA
This is a messenger RNA of Pyrus x bretschneideri (Chinese white pear), 1101 nucleotides long. Its product is annotated as dnaJ homolog subfamily B member 4-like. The transcript has 3 exons. Bases 25 to 1080 code for a protein of 351 amino acids. Lineage: Eukaryota; Viridiplantae; Streptophyta; Magnoliopsida; Rosales; Rosaceae. Gene Ontology annotation, cellular component: cytosol. Gene Ontology annotation, molecular function: protein-folding chaperone binding. The record is from RefSeq and is a predicted model, not a curated record.